Messenger RNA from Nicotiana tabacum (common tobacco), 864 nucleotides. The record is from RefSeq and is a predicted model, not a curated record. Lineage: Eukaryota; Viridiplantae; Streptophyta; Magnoliopsida; Solanales; Solanaceae.
AUGGGUGAGCUCACAUUCUUCCUUGGGCUACAAAUUCAACAAUCUGAAGAAGGAACCUUCAUAUGUCAGACCAAAUACACAAAAGAGCUGAUUCAAAAAUUUGGUAUGAGCAAUGCAAAAUCAAUUGGCAUUCCAAUUAGCCCCUCUACGAAUCUAGACAAAGAUGAACAGGGCACUCCUGUUGAUGAAACCAAAUAUCGUGGAAUGAUUGGAUCAUUACUGUAUCUGACAGCAAGUCGACCAGACAUCAUGUUCAAUGUAUAUAAAUGUGCCAGGUUUCAGUCAGCUCCCAAGGAGUCACAUUUGACUGCUGUAAAGAGAAUCAUUCAAUAUCUCAUUGGAACUGUAUCUCAUGGAUUAUGGUAUCCUCGCUCUAACUCUUUUAAAUUAGAAAGUUUUUCAGAUGUUGACCUUGCAGGUGAUAAAGAGGAUAGAAAAAGCACGAGCGGUACAUGUCAAUUACUAGGAAAGGCAUUAAUAUCCUGGAAUAGUAAAAAGCAAGCAUCAGUCGCAUUGUCCACUACGGAAGCAGAAUACAUUGCUAUUGGACAAUGUUGCGCACAAUUAAUAUGGAUGUCUCAUCAAUUGGGUAACUAUGAACUUUUGUUUAAGCCUAUACAAAUUUUUUGUGACAAUUCUAGUGCUAUUUGUCUUUCAAAAAAUCAUGUGCAUCAUUCCAGAGCAAAGCAUAUAGAUAUUAAGAAUCAUUUCAUUAGAGAUCAUGUUCUUAAGGGAGACAUAGAAAUAUCUUUUGUUGGAACUUCUGCUCAACUAGCUGAUAUUUUUACUAAGCCUUUAUUAGAAGAGAGAUUUUGUACUUUAAGAAAUUUACUUGGUAUUAUUUGCACUUCUAAUAACUCUUAG